Messenger RNA from Protopolystoma xenopodis, 156 nucleotides. Lineage: Eukaryota; Metazoa; Platyhelminthes; Monogenea; Polystomatidea; Polystomatidae. The record is from the annotation of a GenBank genome assembly.
GAUCUCGGAUUGGCCCAGACUGCAGCCACACAAGUACAGGUCCCCAUUCCUUUGGGCUCGCUUGUUCAUCAACUCUACAAGUUGCACUCGCAGAGUGGCUUUGCAGACAAGGAUUUUUCAUCCAUUUACCAGAUGGUCUCGAAAAGCACCAAAUGA